Molecule: messenger RNA, 3030 nt
Organism: Etheostoma spectabile (orangethroat darter)
Lineage: Eukaryota; Metazoa; Chordata; Actinopteri; Perciformes; Percidae
Gene: pfkla
Product: phosphofructokinase, liver a
Exons: 23
Coding region: 234-2576 (780 amino acids)
Biological process (GO): fructose 6-phosphate metabolic process; fructose 1,6-bisphosphate metabolic process; canonical glycolysis
Cellular component (GO): cytoplasm; 6-phosphofructokinase complex; membrane
Molecular function (GO): 6-phosphofructokinase activity; fructose-6-phosphate binding; monosaccharide binding
Source: RefSeq, a predicted model, not a curated record
GGGAUUGUGAAGUGAAUGCCCACUAGGACCCUCCCAGUGAGCUCUCCUCUGAACAGGGCGGAGGUACACUGGGAACGGCUGCAACUAUGCUCAAGUUGAACCUACUGCUAACGAGGAAGUAACACCUGUCCCAUGUUUAACGGUACCUAAAAACCGAACCGCAUAAUCAGGCUAGUAAACGGAUCGUUCUUUAUUUCCGUCCUGUUUCCUCGUCGUACGCUGAGGGGGUCAAAAUGUCCUCGAUGGACUUGGAGAAACUGAAGAUGACGGGAGCUGGUCGAGCCAUGGCAGUGCUGACCAGCGGUGGAGAUGCACAAGGGAUGAAUGCCGCUGUCCGAGCUGUGACCAGAAUGGGCAUCUAUGUGGGGGCCCAGGUCUAUCUUAUUUAUGAGGGAUACCAGGGCCUGGUGGAUGGGGGAGACAACAUCAAACUGGCACACUGGCACAGUGUGACCAACAUCAUCCAACAGGGUGGCACUGUGAUAGGUAGUGCCCGAUGCAAGGCCUUCACAACUCGUGAGGGCAGGCUUGCUGCCGCCUUCAACCUGGUGAAGAAAGGUAUCACCAACCUCUGUGUGUGUGGUGGAGACGGCAGCCUCACCGGAGCCAACGUUUUCCGCACUGAGUGGAGCGGUCUGCUGGAUGAGCUCGUACAGAAAGGAAGGAUCACAGACACUCUAGCCAGGCAGCAUGGCCAUCUGAACAUCGUGGGGCUUGUGGGCUCCAUCGACAACGACUUCUGCGGCACUGACAUGACCAUCGGAGCUGACUCUGCACUGCAUCGCAUCAUGGAGAUAAUUGAUGCUAUCAUGACCACUGCACAAAGCCACCAGCGCACCUUUGUUCUGGAAGUCAUGGGGCGACACUGUGGAUAUCUGGCUUUGGUGUCAGCACUGGCAUCUGGGGCGGACUGGCUCUUUAUUCCAGAGGCUCCUCCUCAGGAGGGCUGGGAGGACCAUUUGUGUUCCCGUCUAGAGGGGAACCGCGUAACGGGGUCAAGACUCAACAUUAUAAUCCUUGCAGAGGGAGCCAUCGAUAGAAAUGGCAAGCCCAUCACCUCAACUUAUGUAAAAGACCUGGUGGUGAAGAGGCUGGGUUAUGAUACCAGAGUGACAGUGCUCGGUCAUGUUCAGCGAGGAGGAACUCCUUCAGCAUUUGACAGAAUACUGAGCAGUAAGUUGGGAAUGGAGGCGGUGAUUGCCCUGAUGGAGGCCACUCCCGACACCCCAGCCUGUGUCAUCGGCCUGUCAGGUAACCGUGCUGUACGUCUGCCUCUAAUGGAGUGUGUGGAGAUGACUAAAUUGGUGCAGACGGCCAUGAACGAGAAAAGGUUUGAUGAGGCUGUCAAACUGCGUGGAGGGAGUUUUGAGAACAACUGGAACAUCUACAAGCUUCUGGCCUUAAAGAAGCCCAUCCAGUCUGAGAGCAAUUUCUCCUUGGCUAUUCUGAACGUGGGAGCUCCAGCUGCGGGGAUGAAUGCAGCGGUGAGGUCUGCUGCAAGGUUAGCGCUUUCUCAAGGACACAAAGUCUACGCUGUCCAGGAUGGCUUUCAAGGACUUGCCAAUGGAGAGCUUUUUGAGAUGGAAUGGCACACUGUGGCGGGAUGGACAGGCCAAGGAGGCUCACUGCUCGGGACAAAACGAACUCUUCCAGAAAAACACAUGGAGAAGAUUGUGGAAACCAUCACCAAGUUCAGUAUCUCAGCUCUGCUUGUAAUUGGAGGGUUCGAGGGAUACGCAGGUGUGCUGCAGCUGUUUGAAGCCCGGAGUCACUAUAAUGAGCUUUGCAUCCCCAUGUGUGUAAUCCCUGCUACAAUCAGCAACAACGUCCCUGGAACUGACUUCAGCCUGGGAGCAGACACGGCUGUCAAUGCUGCCAUGGAGGGUUGCGACAAGAUCAAGCAAUCUGCCUCUGGGACCAAGAGAAGAGUGUUUGUGGUGGAGACUAUGGGUGGGUUCUGUGGAUAUCUGGCAACCUACACUGGUAUAGCUGUGGGUGCGGACGCAGCCUACAUCUUUGAAGACCCCUUCAACAUCCAAGACUUGAAGACCAAUGUGGAGCAUUUGACUGAAAAGAUGAAGAAGGAUGUCCAGCGGGGUCUAGUACUGAGGAAUGAAUAUUGCCAUGAAAAUUACACUACAGAUUUCAUCCAUAGGCUGUACUCAUCAGAGGGAAAGGGCAUCUUUGACUGCAGAGUCAAUGUGCUGGGACACCUUCAACAGGGAGGCGCACCUUCUCCCUUCGAUAGAAACUUUGGCACCAAGUUGGGUGUGAAGGCUAUCCAGUGGAUUUCUGAGAGAUUGACUGACAACUUCCGACAAGGCCGUGUGUUCGCCAACUCACCAGAUACAGCAUGUGUGCUUGGCCUCAACAGGAAGGUCCUCUCAUUCAUCCCUGUCACUGAACUGAAGGAUGUGACUGAUUUUGAGCACAGAAUGCCCAAGGUCCAGUGGUGGUUUAAUCUUCGGCAAAUGCUAAAAAUGUUGGCCAAGUACCAAACCAGCUUCAGUGAAUAUGUCCCAGGUGAGCUUGAACAUGUGACUCGACGCUCCAUCAGCAUCGACUCUGGCUUCUAGGCUCUCUUAAAUAAGAGUUUACUCGCUGCACUUUUUUUUUUCAUAAUAUGGGUACUUUAACCUUAUCUGUCCAACCUUUGUUCUUUCGCAGACCACAUACUUUAAGUGUUUUUUUAAUCCGCUGCUAUGCAUGUAGACCUUUAAAGCCAGCAUUAAUCUCAGUCUAUUGUCAGUAACAUAGGAGUUACAGUAUUAUUAAAUAAUGUAAAAACUAUUAAUUGAAUGAGCAUUCAAUAGAGCAGAAUUUGCUAUUCUUUUGUGCCAAGCCUCUGUGUAGUCAAAUCAAUGCAAUAAAAAGUCAAGCAGGUGCCACAAAGAUGAAAUUGUAUUAAUUACCUACUAAAUAUAUAAUAUAAAGCAGCUUGUGGUGUGGAUUUAUAUAAUUUGAUCGUAAACCUAAAGUGAAAGAAUUAUGCAUAUCCAUGUGAUUCCGCAAUAAAUGAGAGCUACUACA